Messenger RNA from Anopheles bellator, 1626 nucleotides. RefSeq names its product monocarboxylate transporter 7. The record is from RefSeq and is a predicted model, not a curated record. The transcript has 5 exons. Gene Ontology annotation, biological process: monocarboxylic acid transport; transmembrane transport. Gene Ontology annotation, molecular function: monocarboxylic acid transmembrane transporter activity. Lineage: Eukaryota; Metazoa; Arthropoda; Insecta; Diptera; Culicidae. Bases 58 to 1548 code for a protein of 496 amino acids.
UCCGACAACUCGGUGCUGUGUGAGCUACUACUGUGCAGUGAGCGUGACCGGAACAGGAUGGUGGCGUCCAACGGCAAAGGCGUCCAGUACCGUCGAGUACCUCCCGAGGGAGGCUGGGGCCUACUGGUUGGCACCGGGAUGGCGAUGAUGUUCGUGGUGACACUCGGAUCGCUGCCCUCGUUCGGGCUAAUGUUCGGCGACUUCCUGACCGACCUGGGCGAGGAGACCGGCGCCAUUGCGCUCAUCACGAGCUGCUUCUUCAGUGCGCUCAGUUUUGCCGGACUCUUCACGAACACGCUGAUGAAGAAGACGUCCUGCCGCACGGUCGGCCUGCUGGGGGCCGCCUCCUACAUCGUCGGCAGCCUGCUGACCGUCUUCGUGCGCUCCACCAACGAGCUGCUCGUCUCGUUCGCCAUCUUUCAAGGUGCCGGCUUCGGGUUGAUGAUCCCGGUUUCGUACACGACGUUCAACGCGUAUUUCGUGGAAAAGCGCGUGGUCAUGAUGAGCAUCGCCCAGACGCUGAUCGGGCUCGGGACGAUGUUCUAUCCGAUCUUCAUCCAGCGCACGAUGGCGGCGUACGGGUUCCGGGGCUGCCUGGCGGUGCUGGCGGCCGUCAACAGCCACACCCUGCUGGCGAUGCUCGUGAUGCACCCGGUCGACUGGCAUAUGCGGCGCGUUCCGGUGCCGGUCGCUGCCGAUCAAGAGCUGGCCAUCACGGAGUGUAAGGAGCACCCGGAGGAGCACCGGAUGCGGGGCCAGAAGCUGCGGGGGUCCCGCCGGGCGUCAUCGAUACCGGGGCUCGGCAACUGGUCCGGGCCGGUCGUCGUGAGCGACAGCACCGAGCGGGACAGCCAGCCGGCCACCAAGUGGCAGAUUCUGGUCGACUUCCUUGACCUGACGCUGCUCAAGGAUCCAAUUUACGUCAACAUCGUCCUCGGCAUCUCGUUCGCUCUCUACUCCGACCUCGCGUUCUUCACCCUGCAGCCGAUGUACCUCUUCAUGAUGGCGUUCAGCAAGCCGGACGUUUCGCUAAUCAUCGCCAUCGGGGCCGGAGCGGAUCUAAUAUCGCGCAUCUUCCUGGCCAUUUCGAGCACAUUUCUCAACAUUAAGGCCCGCUACGUCUACUUGGCCGGGGCGCUCUUCACGAUCGUGGCACGUUUCGGGUUCCUGUGUGUGUUCGACUUCUACGGGAUGGCCAUCGUGACGGCCAUAAUGGGCUUCCUGCGCACGUGGAUUCACGUGCCGUUGCCGCUCGUCUUCUCCGAGUAUCUGCCCCAGGAGCGGUUUCCGUCCGGCUACGGGCUGUUUAUGUUCCUGCAGGGCAACAUUACGUUCGCCAUCGGGCCGAUCAUUGGGUACAUCCGUGACGUCACCGGCAGCUACACGAUUUCGUUCCACUGCCUCACGCUCAUGAUGGCGCUCUGCGUCAUCCCGUGGUUCUUGGAAAUAUGCUACUACCGGUUGCAGCGCCAGGCCCGGGCGGGGCGUGCGGUGCGCCCCGACGUGGGACAUCUGCCCGUUCCGGUGAUCCGCGAGACGAAGGAGUAGUCCACGGGGGAAGAUAUAUUGGGAAUAUUGUACUUACUUUAGGUCAUUCAAUAAAUUAUUACGCAGUUUUUUUGUUUA